UCACCUCAAGAGUUGAACGUGUGUAGUUGAUAUGGUUUAUAUAACAUUUAUGGAAGGGAUUUUCAAGUGUUUUGGUUUUGUUUAAGGAGUUUAUGCUUUUGUGGUUUCUCAGUAGCAUGACACUCUGCAGGGUUUUUUGUGGUCUUAUUAACUUCAUGGCAGAAAAAGUGAUGUUGUGUGAUGGUGGUGAAGGAACAAUUGUUCAUAAUGUAAGUGAUAACAAGAACUAUCUUGCCUCACAGACUUUCCACAACAUCCAAUUUAAAAAAAUAUAAGCAGUUGUAUACAAAAUAAAUUACAAAUGGUCAUCGUUGGCAAAUUGCUGUCGUACAAGAGCAAUAAAACACUUCAGAUUGUGCUGUUACAGGAAAAUAAUCAUCUUUGGGCUAGCAAGUGUUGAUUCCACUUCAUCACACCAUCCUGUUGUUGAUUAUGUUCCUAUAACAGUAUGACCUAGAGUGCAUGCUCCGCUUUUAUAGCUCACAGUAACAUGUCCUUGUUUGAAAAGCACUAAUAAGCAGAUGUGCAUUCUAGUACAUACAUAAAAACAAUGGUGUAUAUACUUAUCAGAAGAAGUAAUGAUAACAAACUUUACUUUUCCUUGUCAUUGGAGUCGUACCAUCAAGAGUACAUCCUUUGUAGUUGAACAUUGUAAUUAAAGGUACACAAUAUUUAAAUUUCUAGGCGAUGGAUUUCUAAAGAUGUAUCCUUGAUGGCUCCACCCACCCCAACAACAAGGAAAAAAAUAGUUUGCUGUCUUUGUUUCUGAGACUGUAGUUUGCUGUUCGUUCUGGAGAAAAGUAAAGGAACCUGAGUGACCGCACUAAAUUUGUAAGGAGUAAAUAUCUAGUUGAUACCAUUUAUUGGUCCUUAAUGGUAUCCACUAGACAUAACACGCCACCAAUAGAAGGCAACAAAUUAACAGUAGAGGCCAACAGGGACCAUUAGAGUUUCCCUUAAAACCAAUACACUUCCCAUUAUAACCUUUUACAAAUUCUAUGAUGGUUUCUAUUGUUUUUGUUUUUCAGCAGGGAAUGAUCUGAAGUGUUGUCACUUCCUGCAAAUAUGCAAGCAUCCAUUCAAUUUAUAACUGUUUAUGUAUGUUUUUAUGAGUUGUUAUGAGUUUAAAAAUAAUAAUAAUAAUAAGUUAUAUAAUUAUAUGAGAUCAUCUAUGCCAGAUGUUCCCAGCCCUGGUCCUGAAGCAGAGAACCCCCCUGUCCUGCACUCUUAACACAUCUGAUGCCACUCAGGAUGACUUGGUAAUUACCUGAUUAGUUGAAAUGAAGUGUGUUGGAUCAGGAGGUUUCUUCAGGACCUGGGGUGAGAACCUGCACUUUAUUAAUAACUGUAUCCAGUAUUGCCCAGUCCCGUGAAGGGUGCCAAUAAUUCUUGACUGUAAAAUGUAACUCUCUCUGGAGUGCUGAAUGCAAAUGAAUCUGGCUUCUGUCCAACCCGCUUCAUUUUAUUAGAAUGGACCGUUUGACGCACCGCUCCUCGUGCCGCGUGACGCAGGCGCGGUGAGUUUUCGGGGAUGCUUUCCGACGACAGGUCACUUACACACACACACACGCACGCACGCGCGCGCGCACACACAUACACAUGCACAGAAAGCAAUAAUCCAGGACAACAUCUAAGAAGGUGCUGAAGGUGUUGCACUGGACUUUAGAAAAGGGAAAAGAAGAAGAAAAGCAUCUCACUUGGUUUUCACACCAGCGAUGCACGUGCGAUUGCAGUAGAACCUGAGGAGGAGACCGUCUCUCUCCUGCCUGUUCCUCCGCGGUCAUGGCAUCUCCUGUCCUCCUGCUCCUCCUCGUCAUGCCCGUGUGUGCGUGCGGCAGUGUUGAGGUGAACACCAGCUCUAAGCGGAGCUGUAUGGAUAAGGUGGUGUGCGCCGACGGGAUUCUACUUCCUGUUUGGCUCCCUCACGAUCCGCCGCUGCUCCAGCAGGUGAUUCGUGCGAUCAUCUACUUUGCGUCUCUGCUCUAUAUGUUCCUGGGCGUGUCCAUCAUCGCUGACCGCUUCAUGGCCUCCAUCGAGGUCAUCACCUCGCAGGAGAAAGAGGUAACCAUUACAGGGCCGAACGGGGAACAGACAGUGACGAGGGUGCGGAUAUGGAACGAAACCAUAUCCAAUCUCACUCUGAUGGCCCUCGGCUCUUCCGCUCCAGAGAUCCUGCUGUCAGUUAUAGAGGUGUGCGGACACGGCUUCGAAUCGGGCGAGCUCGGCCCCGGCACGAUCGUGGGCAGCGCUGCCUUUAACAUGCUCGUGAUCAUCGCGAUCUGUGUGUCUGUGAUCCCGGACGGCGAGGUGAGGAAGAUCAAACACCUGCGUGUGUUCUUCAUCACCGCCUCCUGGAGCAUCUUCGCCUACAUUUGGCUCUAUCUUAUCAUCUCCGUAAUGUCCCCGGGCAUCGUUCAGGUGUGGGAAGCCCUGACGACCCUCUUGUUCUUCCCCGUGUGUGUCCUGAUGGCGUGGAUCGCAGACCGGCGGCUCCUCUUCUACAAAUACCUUCAUCGGCGUUACCGUGCCGACAAGCGCCACGGCAUCAUCGUGGAGACGGACGGCGAUCUGGCGCCCAAUGGCAUUGACGUCAUCAUGGAGGGGAAAUUCCAUGGCAACGCCAACGGUGGCACUAGCAACAGCACGGAGACGGGCAAAGGCCCCGAGCAGGAUCGUGAGGAGGUGAUCCGCGUGCUGCGUGACCUGCGGCAGAGACAUCCGGAUAAAGACUUGGACCAGCUGAUUGAGAUGGCCAACUACUCGAACCUGCAGAAGCAGCCCAAGAGUCGUGCGUUUUACCGCGUACAGGCCACGCGCAUGAUUAUCGGAGCUGGAAACGUGUUAAAGAAGCACGCUGCAGCAGAACAAGCCAAACGUACAGGCCCGAAUGCAGGCCCCGAUGACGAUCUGGAGACUUGCGCACACGUGGCGUUUGAGCAGGAUCGUUACCGCUGUGGCGAAAACUGCGGCCAGCUGAGUGUAUGGGUUGUACUGCGAGGGGGCAGUGGCUCCGGAACGUUCCAAGUGGACUACCGGACCGACAACGGCUCGGCCAAAGCCGGAGUGGAUUACGAUUACUGCGAGGGAACGCUGGAGUUUCAACCUGGAGACACACGCAAAGAGAUAAAGAUCGGCAUCAUAGACGACGAUGUUUUCGAGGAAGACGAGCAUUUCUUCAUCCGUCUCUCGAACCUGCGCGAGCAAGGUGCCGAAGCCACAGAGGCCGCCCGAUUGGUGGAACCCCUGGUUGCCACGGUAACAAUUCUGGACGACGACCACGCGGGCGUUUUUUCAUUCGGGCGACGCGAGCUUCUUGUUGCCGAGUGUGCGGGUGUCGCUGAGGUAACGGUCACCCGGGAGACGGGCACACGGGGCACCGUGGUCAUCCCGUUUCACACCGAGGACGGAACGGCGCGCGGUGGAGUCGACUUCCAGCAUACACAGGGCGAACUGGAGUUCAGCAAUGAGGAGAGCUGUAAGAUAUUACAGGUGCCAAUCAUCAAUGUCCAGGAGUAUGAUAAGCGAGAAAACUUUUACAUCGUCCUUGAAGAACCUCAGUGGCUCAAGAGAGGAAUUUCAGAUUUGUUGUUGAAUCAGGGUGCUCCCAGUGCUGAGCAGGAAGAGGCGAAGAAGACCGCUGAAAGGGGGCGACCAGUUCUUGGGGAGCACAGCAGGCUGGAGGUCAUUAUUGAGGAGAGCAUGGCCUUUAAGAUCCGGCAGGGAAUGGCCCCCAAUGGCACGCUAGACCCGGUAGAGAAGGCUCCACCCCCCUGCAUGAGACGUGUUCAUGGAUUGAACACGGUCGAGCGUCUGUUAAAGGACACUAACCUGGCUGAAGUGAUUGGAACACACUCGUGGAAAGAACAAUUCAUUGAGGCUGUCACUGUCAGUGCAGGAGAGGGCGAUGAGAGCGAAGGGGGCGAGCCACGCCAGCCGUCCCGCUGCGAUUACUUCAUGCACGUGAUGACGGUGUUCUGGAAGUUGGUGUUCGCUUUUGUCCCGCCCAGUGGGUACUGGAACGGCUGGGCCUGCUUCAUCGUCUCCAUCAUCGUCAUCGGCUUCCUCACGGCCGUCAUCGGAGACCUGGCGUCUCACUUCGGCUGCACCGUGGGGCUGCGCGACACCGUCACGGCCUUAGUGUUCGUCGCCCUUGGCACCUCCAUUCCGGACACCUUUGCGAGUAAAGUCGCGGCGGUUCAGGAUCAGUACGCGGACGCCUCGGUGGGAAACGUGACAGGCAGCAACGCCGUGAACGUCUUCCUGGGGAUCGGCGUGGCCUGGUCCAUCUCAGCCAUCUACUGGGAGGUCAAAGGUCAGGUGUUCUACGUGGAGCCGGGCUCGCUGGCCUUCUCCGUCACGCUCUUCACCAUCUGCGCCUUCAUCAACAUGGGUGUGCUCAUGCUGCGACGCCGCCCCUCUGUGGGCGGAGAGCUGGGUGGGCCCAAAGUCCUCAAGAUCCUCACGUCCAUGCUGUUCAUUGGUCUGUGGCUCCUCUACAUCACCUUCUCCAGCCUGGAGGCGUACUGUCACAUCCCAGGGUUCUGAGAAAACACGUUAAAACUUAUACACACCUUCAUACACUUUUGUACACCAUGGGGUCAUCAGGAAGACUGAACUCUACAUUUUGACCCCUUUUUUCCCCCACCCACACUGAAACCGAGACUCUGACACUAUUAUUUUAUAACCUGGUAUAACAGGACACUAUCAUCCUUUAGGACUGGAGGAAUUAUCUUAAACAACCAAACCGAAAUAUUUCAUAUGACCCGAUAUUUACACUCGAAUGUGAGCUGAUGGACUGAACGAGUGAAACGAACUAAUGGAACUCACAAAUAAUGAUUUCUUUCAUUGUGGAUAUUGCAUGAUUGUAGUAUUUACUCACAUAAAUGGAUAUAACACUAAACGUAAUAAACAUUAUUAACUAACAGUAAAAAUCAUACUGCAACAUUGCGGGUGCCUUCUCUGGCAAAUCCUCCAGCCUGGAGACAUACUAUCACAUCCCAGGCUUCUGAGAAAACACGUUAAAACUUAUACACACCUUCCUACACUUUCAUACCAAAGAUGUAUCCUUGAUGGCUCCACCCACCCCAACAACAAGGAAAAAAAUAGAGUUUGCUAUCUUUGUUUCUGAGAUUGUAGUUUGCUGUUCAUUCUGGAGAAAAGUAAAGGAACCUGAGUGACCGCAGUAAAUUUGUAAGGAGUAAAUAUCUAGUUGAUACCAUUUAUUGGUCCUUAAUGGUAUCCACUAGACAUAACACGCCACCAAUAGAAGGCAACAAAUUAACAGUAGAGGCCAACAGGGACCAUUAGAGUUUCCCUUAAAACCAAUACACUUCCCAUUAUAACCUUUUACAAAUUCUAUGAUGGUUUCUAUUGUUUUUGUUUUUCAGCAGGGAAUGAUCUGAAGUGUUGUCUCUUCCUGCAAAUAUGCAAGCAUCCAUUCAAUUUAUAACUGUUUAUGUAUGUUUUUAUGAGUUGUUAUGAGUUUUAAAAUAAUAAUAAUAAUAAUAAGUUAUAUAAUUAUAUGAGAUCAUCUAUGCCAGAUGUUCCCAGCCCUGGUCCUGAAGCAGAGAACCCCCCUGUCCUGCACUCUUAACACAUCUGAUGCCACUCAGGAUGACUUGGUAAUUACCUGAUUAGUUGAAAUGAAGUGUGUUGGAUCAGGAGGUUUCUUCAGGUCCUGGGGUGAGAACCUGCACUUUAUUAAUAACUGUAUGCAGUAUUGCCCAGUCCCGUGAAGGGUGCCAAUAAUUCUUGACUUGACUGUAAAAUGUAACUCUCUCUGGAGUGCUGAAUGCAAAUGAAUCUGGCUUCUGUCCAACCCGCUUCAUUUUAUUAGAAUGGACCGUUUGACGCACCGCUCCUUGUGCCACGUGACGCAGGUGCGGUGUGUGUCGUUUUCGGGGAUGCUUUCUGACGACAGGUCACUUACACACACGCACACACACACACACGCAUGCACAGAAAGCAAUAAUCCAGGACAACAUCUAAGAAGGUGCUGAAGGUGUUGGACUGCACUUUAGAAAAGGGAAAAGAAGAAAAGCAUCUCACUUGGUUUUCACACCAGCGAUGCACAUGCAGUUGCAGUAGAACCUGAGGUAAGAAUGCUAACAAGGCUAAGGGGGGGCCCCAACAACACUUAUUAGCAUGAUAUCCGCUGCAUAAAUGGGCUUUUAUUCACUGUUCAGCAUUGAGAUAUUCCCAGUUUUUCAUUUAUAUUUAGUAAAGAAAAACAUACAGUAUAGUCUUUAGAUAUGGUAAAAGUUUCUGUGAGAUGAUUUAUGACAUUAUAUUGAAGACUUUAGUCAUCCGCCUAGACAACCGUCUGCGUGAGCGGCGGUUGGAGCGCCGGUUAAGUGGGCCAGUCCAGCCUGAACGUAUGUCGUCAUCACGGGCUUAUGGGCAGUCAAAUAGAACCCAGGCCUCCUGCCCACCUGGGAGUUUAAAGGAAGGGGCCCACCCAAAUAGAGAGAUCUGGGCUGGCCCAAAACAUAUAGAAACAUUGUAGAUAUAGAAACAUGUACGAAUAGAAACUCUUCUUAUAAAUUAGAAGAAAGCAUAAAUAAGUGAUGUUGAGUGCUAAGUCUGCCCGCGAUAACACUACUGAUUCCACCGUGGAGCCUGACUGCUGUUGCAGCUACACUCCAGGACCUUGACACGGGUUUAUCAUUUGGUUUGUAUGUAAAUAAAAUCACAAAUUAUCAUUUGCCACACUGUGUCUUCAUAAUCUCAAGAUUAGAUGGUUACUGGCCUGCUGUGUCUCUACGUGCA
Messenger RNA from Ictalurus punctatus (channel catfish), 6768 nucleotides. It is a transcript of the gene slc8a2a, whose product is annotated as solute carrier family 8 member 2a. Gene Ontology annotation, cellular component: sarcolemma; axon; postsynapse. Gene Ontology annotation, molecular function: calcium:sodium antiporter activity. Gene Ontology annotation, biological process: calcium ion import across plasma membrane; sodium ion transmembrane transport; cell communication. The transcript has 14 exons. Lineage: Eukaryota; Metazoa; Chordata; Actinopteri; Siluriformes; Ictaluridae. The coding region runs from base 1783 to 4545 and encodes 920 amino acids. The record is from RefSeq and is a predicted model, not a curated record.